AGCAGCCUGGGAGAUGUAGUCCUCGGACCGUCCCCGCUUAGAGGCUGCACAGCCUGCCCGGACCAACGCCUCCGCGCCCGCCGCCGUCCGGCCGGCGCCCUCCCGUUUCCUUCCUCCAGGGGCAAAAAAUGUCUUUCGGGCCGCUUUCCAGGAAGCAGCAGGAUGCGCCGCUCCACUGUCAGUAGCAACAAGCUGCGCAAACCAUGCAGGAUGAUUUACUGAUGGACAAAAGCAAAACCCAGCCCCAGCCCCAGCAGCAGCAGCGGCAGCAGCAGCAGCAGCCCCAACCUGAGUCCAGCGUAUCCGAAACCCCGUCCACACCCCACUCCUCAGAGACCCCCAAGCCGGAGGAAAACAGCGCAGUGCCGGCCCUCAGCCCAGCCGCUGCCCCGCCGGCCCCCAACGGCUCGGACAAGAUGCAGAUGGAAUCACCGCUCCUGCCAGGCUUGAGUUUCCAUCAGCCCCCUCAGCAGCCGCCGCCGCCUCAGGAGCCCGCGGCGCCGGGCGCGUCGCUGUCGCCGUCCUUCGGCAGCACCUGGUCCACGGGCACCACGAACGCGGUAGAGGACAGCUUCUUCCAGGGGAUCACCCCAGUCAACGGGACCAUGCUCUUCCAGAACUUCCCGCACCAUGUCAACCCAGUCUUCGGAGGCACUUUCUCCCCGCAGAUCGGCCUGGCGCAGACCCAGCACCACCAGCAGCCGCCGCCGCCUGCACCCGCGCCGCAGCCGGCACAGCCGGCUCAGCCCCCGCAGGCGCAGCCCCCGCAGCAGCGCCGCUCGCCAGCCAGCCCCAGCCAGGCGCCCUACGCGCAGAGGAGUGCCGCCGCGGCGUACGGCCACCAGCCCAUCAUGACCAGCAAGCCGUCCUCGUCUUCGGCGGUUGCAGCCGCUGCUGCCGCAGCCGCCGCCUCGUCGGCCUCGUCCAGCUGGAACACGCACCAAAGCGUGAAUGCAGCCUGGAGCGCACCAUCCAACCCCUGGGGCGGCCUGCAGGCGGGCCGGGACCCUCGCCGGGCGGUCGGUGUGGGCGUGGGUGUGGGUGUCGGGGUGCCUUCCCCGCUCAAUCCCAUCUCGCCACUCAAAAAGCCCUUCUCCAGCAACGUGAUCGCGCCGCCCAAGUUCCCUCGCGCGGCGCCGCUCACUUCUAAGUCCUGGAUGGAGGAUAACGCUUUCCGGACCGAUAAUGGUAACAAUCUGUUGCCAUUUCAGGACCGGAGUAGGCCCUAUGAUACUUUUAACUUGCACUCGUUGGAGAACUCCUUAAUGGAUAUGAUAAGGACUGAUCAUGAGCCUCUGAAAGGUAAACACUACCCUCCCAGUGGCCCACCAAUGAGUUUCGCUGAUAUAAUGUGGAGGAAUCAUUUUGCAGGACGCAUGGGGAUAAAUUUCCAUCAUCCAGGAACAGAUAAUAUUAUGGCACUUAACAGUCGAUCUUCUCUCUUUCCCUUUGAAGAUGCCUUCCUGGACGACAGCCAUGGCGAUCAGGCCUUGUCAUCUGGCUUAAGUUCUCCCACUCGCUGUCAAAAUGGGGAACGAGUAGAACGCUACUCUAGAAAGGUGUUUGUUGGAGGCCUUCCUCCUGAUAUUGAUGAAGAUGAGAUCACUGCCAGCUUUCGCAGGUUUGGACCUCUCGUGGUAGACUGGCCUCACAAAGCUGAAAGCAAGUCGUAUUUUCCUCCCAAAGGCUAUGCCUUUCUGCUGUUCCAGGAGGAAAGCUCAGUACAAGCUUUGAUAGAUGCCUGCCUGGAAGAAGAUGGGAAACUGUACCUGUGUGUGUCAAGCCCCACCAUCAAGGAUAAGCCAGUGCAAAUUCGACCAUGGAACCUAAGUGACAGUGACUUUGUAAUGGAUGGUUCUCAGCCUUUGGACCCCAGAAAAACUAUCUUUGUUGGGGGAGUUCCACGACCCCUUCGAGCUGUUGAACUGGCAAUGAUCAUGGACCGUUUGUACGGUGGUGUCUGCUAUGCUGGCAUUGAUACGGACCCAGAGCUGAAGUACCCCAAAGGUGCUGGCCGCGUGGCAUUCUCCAAUCAGCAGAGUUACAUCGCAGCCAUCAGUGCUCGUUUUGUGCAGCUUCAGCACAAUGACAUUGACAAACGGGUUGAAGUAAAGCCAUAUGUGCUGGAUGAUCAGAUGUGUGAUGAGUGCCAGGGCACACGCUGUGGUGGGAAGUUUGCCCCGUUCUUCUGUGCCAACGUCACCUGUCUGCAGUAUUACUGUGAAUACUGCUGGGCGAGCAUACAUUCCCGAGCCGGGCGGGAGUUCCACAAACCGCUGGUGAAGGAGGGAGGCGACCGCCCUCGUCACGUCCCGUUCCGCUGGAGCUGAGCCACGGCCGACCCAGCCACAGUACUGGAGUAGAUAACAAGGAGGGGAGAGAGAGGGCACUGCCUCAGGGCUUACAGUGUUCUGGAAAUCUGUGCAUUCGUUCUCGAUUUUUAAAGAAGAAUUGGGUCUUUUUAUUAUUAUUAAUUAUUAUUAUUAUUAUUAUUAUUUACAGUCAUAUUACUGAACUCAGUGUCCAGUAUAAUGCAGAAUUGCAGAGUGUAGAAUGGUACUGAUUUGCACUUUGAUUCACACCUUUGUCUGCUUGGUACCUUAAUUUUUUAUACCUGAUUUGUCACUCGUGACAGUAUGUAGGCUGCCAUUCUCAUUAGCGGCCGUCAGGCUACUGUCUGUGAUUCUUUUGUUUGUUGCUGUGGUGGUGUUGUUCUGAUUGUUUUGAACUGGAGCAUGCACUUAUUUUCAGAAACUUAGAGAGUUGCCCCUAGAACAAGACUUACCAAAGGUAAUACUCGUGAGUAGGUGGCAGAUGUAGCAAAAACUUCACAACAAUUCAGCAAUCAUUAGUUCGGGUCACUUAGAGUAAGGAUAACCCUUCAUGAAAAUAAGCCUUUAGUUGCUCUCUAUUUUGACUUGUAAGGAUACCUCAUAAGCUGGAUCUUUUAUUUUUCCUUCAUGUUUGAUUUUUGUUUUGCCGAGGAUUUUGGUUAGAUCUUUUAGUAUUAUGUAAAUUUAUGCUGCAAUAGCUUUUGCUGCUAUUAAAAUGGUAUUAUUAAUACCAUAAUACUCUAUUCAGGCUAAGAUAUCAAUUAAACACAAAAACCCAACAACACACUUUUGUGAUUUUAGGGAUAGAGUCAGCUGCCGAAAGGAGAUCAGAAUAGACUUCAGAAAGCUUCGGUGGAAGGUCACUAUUUCUGACUGCAUGUUUACUUAAUCAGGUUGCUGCAUGCAAUAAAUUUUAUAUCCAAUGUCUAGUAUAAAACGUUCCCACAAUGCACAAAUUAAGAAUCUAUAUAAGCUAUAAAAUACUCAUGUUUUAAAAAAAGUUUUUUUCAUUCAAAGAAUUGGUAAUUGACCAGAGGAAGGCAUGCCUCAGUAAAUGGAAUGCUCUGAAUGAGAAGAGCCCAUAACAGAAUGACCUAUAUUACAACCGAUAUAAAACCUAGGUGUAGGAUAUUCUUCAAGCAAAUUUGUGGAUGGUAGAUGAAGUACUUUGCGGUGCUCUGUUAUAUAUUGUGCAAUUUAUUUUAUAUAGUAAAGUGAUUAUGUCUAACUGUGAUCAAACUUAACUGUUUAAAGCCUCUGUCAGACAUUAACGAACUUGACAGUUCAUAACUGGUAUAUUAUAAACUAACACAUGAGCUCUUAGUUACAAUCUCUUAGUGCUUGCACCAUUUUACAUAGCUUCAGACCUUGUCCAGAAAACCAAAGAGCUCAUCUUAGCUUACAAACACUAAGAAUAUAUACAGGAUAUAGAGAUAAGUUGUCAGAUUGACAAACUAGGCACAUUUUUAAGAAAGUUGUGUAAUGGUGAUGCUAAAGAAAUGUCUGUACAAAAUAAGAUGGCCUGGGCAGAGUUGGUUGUCUGGGUGAGAAACUAACUACUUAAUUCCCUGGAUUUAUCCUGUUAAGCUUGAGUAGAAUGAAGGCCUGCUGGCACUAGCGUGGUCUAGAAUAGAGGCCUGCUAGCCGUAGCGUGUGGUCUAGAAUGGAGGCCUGCUAGCCCUAGUGUGGUCUAGAAUGGAGGCCUGCUAGCCCUAGCAUGGUCUAGAAUGGAGGCCUGCUAGCCCUAGCGUGGUCUAGAAUGGAGGCUUGCUAGCCCUAGUGUGGUCUAGAAUGGAGGCCUGCUAGCACUAGCGUGGUCUAGAAUGGGGAGGCCUGCUAGCACUAGCAUGGACAUUUUUCUAGCAUUCACCCUUGGGCUGCAGAUAGUAAUAUAUAAACACACACAAUGAUUGCAAGACUAUGUAAAUCUUUUUUUAAUCUUCUUCCUAUGUUUUGGAAUUCUGGGGACAAUCUGACUGGAUAUGACACUGCAGAAUAGAUUUAAGUCACUGUGUUUUCUGUGCUGUGAUGUCCUUGUACUGUCUUAAGUUAGUGUUGCUUUUGUUUCGUUCUCCCAUGUUUAGUUGCAAUUACUGACUCUCAAGCUAUAGUUUGUUUUCAAAAAGGAAAAACAAAAUAGUUUUUUACUGGAUUAAAAAUGCUUAUUUUAGAAUCCUCCCCUUUUUGAGGCUUUUUGGUAAUAAUUGCUUUUUUCCAGCCCAGGUGUGGUUUUGUUUGUUUUUUUUCUAUGUUUGUGGGUUUUUUUUUUCAUCUGUACAAGAAAUUUUGUUAUGCACUACUACUUUUUGUAUUCUAGACAGUUUUCAAAAGUUGGCAGAUUUUUUUUUGUUUUUAAGGAAAAAGGCAUGCUUUCUGACUGACAUGAUCUUUUGCAAUACCUCAAUUUUGAAAUAUAGGAAAGAAAAUGAUAUUUUCUAAGUAAGUUUAUUCAGAAAAAUAUAUAUUAAUUUAAUUCUGCAAGAAAAUGAUUUAACAGAUGGGUAACUUUAUUUUUUUCAUGCUUAUUUGUGUUUUUUGAAAAUGAAGAAGUUAGAGCUUUAUAACUAUAAUAUUAAAGAUCAUAUCUAACCUACAGAAAUCUACCUAAUUAUGUGAAAGAAGCAAAACUUUUUGAAGAAGCACCCCUCUUUCAUGUAUUAAAAUAACACUGAGAUUUUUUAAAAAGCUGGAAGAUUGUACAGCAUAAAGCUAAAGUGAAGACAAAAAACAUUGUCCUGAAGAAUAGGUUACAAAAAAUAAACUCCAUUUGGUGCUGAACGUUGUGAAUAGAUGGUGGAAACUACUUUCCCUUAAUUUGUAUAUUUCUAAUCAAGCGUUGAUUGUGCGCGACUGACCAGGAUUGUGAAAGAGUUCUUCUGUUUGUAUUUUUUUAAAGAGAACUUUUUUAGUUUAUUAAAUUAUAACAUGUUCCCUUUUGUUUUGUAAAUAAAUGUGCCCCCAAGUUGUUAAUGUUAUAUUAAAAGAGAGGGUCCUUCAAAAAAAUUAUUUUUUAAAACACAGAGGUGUUCUGACCUGCAACUUGACUGGGAAGCCCCUGGGUAACACAGGUCCUGCUGUGGCCUUUCCUUGGUGUGACACUUGAACUAGUCGAUUUUUUGAAGGCUAUAACUUAACCUCGACUAUUUGUUGUUAUGUGCAAUACUGUUUGUACUGUUUGUAUAAAAAAUAGAAAAAAAAGAAAAGAAAAAAGGCAUAAAUCUUUAUUGCAGAUUUAUUUUCAUUGCAAACUUUAGACAUUGUGAUUCACUGAAAUCAUUUUUCUACUGUCAAAUAUGUACCUUUUCUUCAUGCUGGUAUUUUUUCAAUAGUAAUGUAGCCUUUGUACUGAGACAAAUUUUCAUUGUUAUUUUUAGAAAGAUUUUUUGCUAAGAAAAAAAUUAAACAUAUUUACAUAUUUUUCAUUUUAUUUCGUAUUUUCUUUAAGGAGUGCUUUCUCAAUCAUUAAUAGAGUUGUUUCUGGGAGGGACUUUCAUAUCUGGUCAAUGUCAUAAUAUUAUUUUGUAUUUUUAUUGGAAUAAAUUAAUUUUAUGAUGCUAAUUCUUUAAAAGUUUAUUUUUUUCAUUUUCAGUUAUUUUUGAAGCUAAAACCUUUGUAAUAUUGUUACUAAAGUGUCUAGUUUUUUGAAAUGCAAAGCUUUAUGUAUUAACUUGCUGAUGUGGUUUACAAUAGUGUGACAACGAUGAAAAUGGUUGGUUAUGUAAAGUGAUUGGAAAUGUAACGGAUAAUUGGGUAAUAAAAUGACAGAAUGAGCAGAA
This is a messenger RNA of Piliocolobus tephrosceles (Ugandan red Colobus), 6109 nucleotides long. RefSeq names its product cytoplasmic polyadenylation element binding protein 3 (gene CPEB3). The record is from RefSeq and is a predicted model, not a curated record. Gene Ontology annotation, cellular component: synapse; cytoplasm; nucleus. Bases 204 to 2330 code for a protein of 708 amino acids. Lineage: Eukaryota; Metazoa; Chordata; Mammalia; Primates; Cercopithecidae. Gene Ontology annotation, molecular function: mRNA 3'-UTR binding; mRNA regulatory element binding translation repressor activity; ribosome binding. The transcript is spliced from 10 exons. Gene Ontology annotation, biological process: negative regulation of cytoplasmic translation.